AUGAAGAGGACUCGCCGGGAACUGCCCAAAGGUGGCUUGGUGAUGGGUACAGGCAUCGAGUCCUCUUCCCACAUUUACGGGCUGUUUCAGCACAUCUGUGUGUCAUACGAGCUGGUUCUGGCUGAUGGCAGUUUAGUGCGCUGCACAGAGGAGGAGAACUCGGAUCUGUUCCAUGCCGUCCCGUGGUCCUGUGGGACUCUGGGCUUCUUGGUCGCAGCCGAGAUCAAAAUAGUCCCAGCUAAACAGUGGGUGAAGCUGCGCUACGAGCCUGUCAGAGGACUGGAGAAUAUCUGUCAGCGCUUCGCAGAGGCAUCAGAGAACAAGGAGAACACGUUUGUUGAAGGUAUCCAGUUUAGCCUGGAUUCUGCUGUCAUCAUGACAGGAACCAUGACGGACCACGCAGAGCCCCACAAGAUUAACAGAAUUGGCCUGCACUUCAAACCCUGGUUCUUCAAACACGUGGAGAGCCACCUAACAGGAGACUGUGUUGGAGUGGAAUACAUCCCUCUGAGGCAGUACUAUCACCGACACACACGCAGCAUCUUCUGGGAGCUGCAGGACAUCAUUCCAUUUGGCAACAACCCUGCGUUCCGCUGGAUGUUCGGAUGGAUGGUCCCUCCAAAGAUCUCGCUGCUGAAGCUCACCCAGGGAGAAACCAUCAGGCGUCUGUACGAACAGCACCACGUGGUGCAGGACAUGCUGAUACCCGUGAAGCAUCUGCAGGACGCCAUCUCUCACUUUCACCAGGAGAUCAAUGUUUACCCUCUGUGGCUGUGCCCGUUCCUGCUGCCGCCGGGCCGAGGAAUGGUGCAUCCCAAGGGUCAGCAGGAGGAGCUGUACGUGGAUGUUGGAGCUUACGGAGAGCCAAAAGUGAAACGUUUUGAAGCCAAAGCAACAACACGUCGGCUGGAGAAGUUUGUCAGAGACGUGCACGGGUUCCAGAUGUUGUAUGCAGAUGUGUACAUGGAUCGAAAGGAGUUCUGGGAGAUGUUUGAUGGACACCUUUAUCACAGACUGAGAGACGAGUUGGGAUGCAAGGAAGCUUUUCCCGAAGUUUAUGACAAAAUCUGUAAAUCUGCUCGCCACUGA
Messenger RNA from Nematolebias whitei (Rio pearlfish), 1089 nucleotides. RefSeq names its product 24-dehydrocholesterol reductase (gene dhcr24). Lineage: Eukaryota; Metazoa; Chordata; Actinopteri; Cyprinodontiformes; Rivulidae. The coding region runs from base 1 to 1089 and encodes 362 amino acids. Gene Ontology annotation, biological process: steroid metabolic process. Gene Ontology annotation, cellular component: cytoplasm; membrane. Gene Ontology annotation, molecular function: Delta24(24-1) sterol reductase activity; flavin adenine dinucleotide binding. The record is from RefSeq and is a predicted model, not a curated record. The transcript is spliced from 7 exons.